UAUGUUCCAUGUGUUCCACCUUUUUUGUACUGCCCCAAAUUACAGUAGAGGGGCAGUGGCAUGAAAGAACACAGGAAGAUGUCAGUGGGGCACAGCAUCUCUGAAACCUCUAGGGACUCAGUGACAUUUUAUGCAUGUGGCUCUGAAAAUUGUACCAUGAAAAUGGGGAUGAUUACAUCAGACAGAGAAGAAAACCAUACAGCAGACUUUAAAACUGAAAUGAACACUUGGAUGUAUCUACCUGGACUUACCACACCAUACAAUGACAUUCCCAAGCCAGACCUUAAUGAUCUAACAAAGUUAUUAGGUGUUCAAGUGAUUCUCAUCCUGGCCUACAGUUCCAUUAUCCUUCUGGGGGUUAUGGGCAAUACCCUUGUAAUUUAUGUAGUUAUCAAAUUUAAAACCAUGAGAACUGUAACCAACUUUUUCAUCGUGAACUUGGCUGUGUCAGACUUAAUGGUUAACACACUGUGCCUGCCAUUCACAUUGGUGUAUACUCUUUUGGAUGAAUGGAAGUUUGGAACAGUAUUGUGCCAUUUGGUAACCUAUGCUCAAGGACUGGCAGUUCAGGUAUCCACGGUCACACUUAUGGUUAUUGCAUUGGAUAGGCAUAGGUGUAUUGUCUACCACCUUGAAAGCAAAAUCUCAACAAAAAUUUGCUUUAUGAUCAUAGGUAUUACCUGGGCUUGCAGUGCUGUAUUGGCUAGCCCAUUGGCCAUUUUUAAGGAGUAUUCUCUUAUUGUUAUCUCUUCUGAUUUUCAAAUCCAAGUUUGCUCAGAGAGGUGGCCAACGGGGCAUUUUAAUUACAGUACAGUUUAUAGCAUAUCAAUGUUGCUGAUUCAGUAUAUUUUACCACUAGCUAUAAUUUGCUAUGCUUAUAUACGUAUAUGGACAAAAUUAAAGAAUCACGUCAGUCCAGGUGGAGGAAAUGAUCAUUACCACCAAAGGCGACGCAAGACAACCAAGAUGUUAGUGGCGGUGGUGGUGGUGUUUGCGGUGUGUUGGCUGCCUUUCCAUGCUUUUCAGCUUGCAAGUGACAUUGACAGCAAGGUUUUGGACCUAAAUGAAUACAAAUUUAUAUACACAAUAUUUCAUGUUAUUGCCAUGUGCUCUACCUUUGCCAACCCCUUACUGUAUGGGUGGAUGAACAACAAUUACAGAACUGCAUUUCUUACAGCUUUUAAAUGUGAGCAAAGGAUGGACUCAAUACAUCCCGAAGUCUCUGUAGCUUUUCAAAUGAAGAAAAAACAGUUAGAGGUUAAAGCGAUUAAUGGUACCAGUGACAACUGUCAGGAUACUUGCAUACAGCCUACCAACGUUUAACACUCUGGAGAAUAAACACAGAAUAAACCAGAUAAAUCAGUACAUUGGAAAAGGCACUCAUGUCUUCGGGAUGACUAACAAUUUGCAAUAUCAGAGCGCUAAAAAAACCCAUACCUGCAACAUGAAGAGGAUACAUUAAGUUGAACACAUAAUACAAGCCCUGUGGUUGUAAAGGAUUUCUCUAAAGAUCUCCAGAAAAAAGAAUUAUCGUUUGUAUAGAACUUCGAAUUCCAUUGAAAUAACCACUUUACAUUGGGGAAAAGCCAUCUAAAGGAAACCAAAAUGUUCCACUAAAAAUGGUGUUUUAUUAUAGUACAUGUAAUAUAUGAUAAUAUAAUUGAUUGUAUGUCUGAAUCUGUGUUUCUAUGUGUACUUCUGUGUAUAUAUAUAUAUAUAUAUAUAUAUAUAUAUACACACACAAAUAUCUAAAGAGAUAAAAUAUAUGGACGCUCACAAUGUAUAUGUAUAUGCAUAUAAUUGCACACACACACACACACACAUAUAUAUAUAUAUAUAGCACACACAAAUAUAGUAUUGGUACAAAUCUGUAUAAAUCAUUGCGUUAUUUCUCAUGACAUUGCAUGCAGUGACACAGUAAAGUAUAAGACCUAUAUAUUUGCUUGUUAUUUUUUAUAAUAUGAGAUUAGCUAUUUUAUUGUAUUAUAGUUUACAGAUCUGAACAUUCUUUGCCAUGGUAUUUAUGCUGGUUGAAUUGCUUGUCUGUGUUGCCAAAUUCAGAAUUUUGUAGUGCCAAACCUCAAGUGUGUGUAGUUACAUAAUACUACCUAUGAUAUUAUAGUAAAUAUGCAUCUUGCAAGUUU
Molecule: messenger RNA, 2144 nt
Organism: Spea bombifrons (plains spadefoot toad)
Lineage: Eukaryota; Metazoa; Chordata; Amphibia; Anura; Pelobatidae
Gene: NPY2R
Product: neuropeptide Y receptor Y2
Exons: 2
Coding region: 61-1323 (420 amino acids)
Biological process (GO): G protein-coupled receptor signaling pathway
Cellular component (GO): membrane
Molecular function (GO): neuropeptide Y receptor activity
Source: RefSeq, a predicted model, not a curated record